AAUAUCUGAUAUAUUUCCAGAUAGCAGCAUUGGGUAUGGUGUCUAAGACUGACGCUCGAGAGGAGAGACUGUCGGGGCUACUCAAGUUCUGGAAUGGGAUCAUUGCUGUUGGAACCAAUUCUGGCAAAGUGUAUCUGCUCGAUGUCUGGUGGAAAGGUCUUCAGAAAUGUAUUGAAGAUUAUCAUCAUAGCAUUUACGAUGAGCAUAAACAGAGUAAGCUGAUGGAAGUGACACUCAGAGACUUGGCAGACGAUAUUGAGUGCAGGACCAACAGUAUAAGGCAUGGCAGUUCUACCCUCGCUCUAUGGCUUAAUGAGGAGACACUUCAGAGGCAGAGGUCUGCAACACACCCUGGAGUACAGAACAUACUGGGUCGCAUGCCACGGGAGUUCCUGGCUGUGUCAGCACUCCGCUACUUCCCCCAGAUCUCCACCCUGGCUGUAGGCUACAACACAAGCUGCUUCCAAUUAUGGGACUUGUCUUCUCUUACUAUACUGUAUACGUCGGCACUGCUGGAGGCGAUGUUACCUGUGUUCUCAUUUAUGCUCCUGGAGCCUUCAGACGACCCUCGCCAUGUCUGCUACCUGUGGUCCUUGCACCACUCUGUAGAUGAGGAUAAUCUCCCCUUCGCCGGAAUGUACCUUCUCAACUAUCGGGAGAAACACUUCAGCAACUACAGCAUGGUUCCAUACUACCGGGGAUUCUCAUCGUGUUCGAUCCGUUAUCAGUUAGACUUGGGAACAGAGCUGGACAAUGUGGUCAGUGGCCGUAUCAUCUCCUGCCAGGGACUCCACCGCAGCCACACCAAGUCUACUCCUGCUUGGCAACAGGAAGAAGCGUCCAGUGAGGAGGCCACGGCCAGCCUGUUGUCCAUCGUGUGGGAAGUAUGGAUUCCUAACCAGUUGGCCACCUUCACACAACUGACUCUGUUCGACCUGAACCAGUGGUAUCGUGAAUACAUGUCCAUAGUGAUAAGUAACAGUGUGCCAUUGUUUGACAGAAGCGUCCAGUGAGGAGGCCACGGCCAGCCUGUUGUCCAUCGUGUGGGAAGUAUGGGUUCCUAACCAGUUGGCCACCUUCACACAACUGACUCUGUUCUACCUGAACCAGUAGUAUCGUGAAUACAUGUCCAUAGUGAUAAGUAACAG
Homalodisca vitripennis (glassy-winged sharpshooter) is the source of this 1148-nucleotide messenger RNA. RefSeq names its product protein ELYS-like. Bases 36 to 1013 code for a protein of 325 amino acids. The record is from RefSeq and is a predicted model, not a curated record. Lineage: Eukaryota; Metazoa; Arthropoda; Insecta; Hemiptera; Cicadellidae. The transcript has 6 exons. Gene Ontology annotation, molecular function: protein binding.